Molecule: messenger RNA, 1213 nt
Organism: Choloepus didactylus (southern two-toed sloth)
Lineage: Eukaryota; Metazoa; Chordata; Mammalia; Pilosa; Megalonychidae
Gene: MYOZ3
Product: myozenin 3
Exons: 6
Coding region: 1-744 (247 amino acids)
Cellular component (GO): Z disc; actin cytoskeleton
Molecular function (GO): telethonin binding; actin binding; FATZ binding
Source: RefSeq, a predicted model, not a curated record
AUGAUUCCCAAGGAGCAGAAGGGGCCAAUGAUGGCUGACACGGGGGAUCUUGCAGGACCAGUCCCUUCACUGGACCUGGGCAAGAAGCUGAGCGUGCCCCAGGACCUGAUGAUGGAAGAGCUGUCACUGCGCAACAACCGAGGCUCCCUCCUCUUCCAGAAGAGGCAGCGCCGUGUGCAGAGGUUCACCUUCGAGUCUGCAGCCAGCCACCGGGUGAUCGUGGCCGGAAGCGCCAAGGGGAGGGUGACUGGAACGGCGGAGCCGAGGGCGAUGAACGUUGUCAACGGCCCCGAGGCGCAGAACUACUGCUCGGAGGUCCACAUCUCCCCGGCCCCGCCCGGAGGCCCGGAGUUCAUUCGCCCCGCAGCCGCCCCGGAGGUGCGCGCCCGCAGCCCUAGCGCCCUGGCGCCAGGCUACGCGGAGCCCCUGAAAAGCGUCCCGCCGGAGAAGUUCAACCACACAGCCAUCCCCAAGGGCUACCGCUGCCCUUGGCAGGAGUUCGUCAGCUACCGAGACUACCAGAACCACGGCCAAAGUCAGACCACCAGCCUCGCCCAGUACCGCAGUUUCAACAAGACACCGGUGCCCUUUGGAGGGACCCUCUUUGGGGAGCCCAUUCCCAGAGUAGGCACCCCUUUCAUCCCGGAGCCCAUCAGUGGCUUGGAACUCCUCCGCCGCAGACCCAACUUCAACAGAGUGGCCCAGGGCUGGGUCCGCAACCUCCCGGAGUCCGAGGAGCUGUAGCCCUGGCCGGAAUCUUCAAUUCCCCAAUCUUGGGAUUCGGAUAACAGCUGGAGCCAAGACUUGUGGACAGUACUUCACAGUUUACAAAGGGCCUUCACACACAAAGUCUCAUUGCAAAUUGCCUCAAAGGUCAUGAAGUUCGGUGGUUCCCAAAUGUGGCUGUGCUUCCGAAUCACCUGGGGAUGUUGUUUCAAACACAGAUUUCUGGCCUGCCCUAGAUUUGCAACAUCAGAAUCUCCCGGGUUGGAGAGUCUGUAUUAGUAGCCCAUAUUCCCAGGUGAUUCCAGGGUAACUUGUCCAUGGUUUGUGCCUUUAGGAAUCCAAACCACUGAUGGACUCUACCCCAUACCUCCUCUCCUGGCCACCCCAGUACUCUGGCUUAUAGUCCUGUAAUAACGAUGCUGGCUGGCAGCCUGUCUACCUUUACAUAACUCUGAUAAUUAGAAAGUUUUUUCUUUUACUGAGAUGC